Molecule: messenger RNA, 1250 nt
Organism: Camellia sinensis
Lineage: Eukaryota; Viridiplantae; Streptophyta; Magnoliopsida; Ericales; Theaceae
Product: putative calcium-binding protein CML25
Molecular function (GO): calcium ion binding
Source: RefSeq, a predicted model, not a curated record
AAACAACCUGUACGUGUACAGUACACACACUCACCAUUCCACAAAUAGGAAAACCCAAUCCACAAACGCACAGAGAGAUACGCGUAUUAUAUCAAAGUUUAUUUGAAUAUUUACAGAGAUUGAUGAGAGAGAGAGAGAGACUGAAUCCAAAUCUUCAUAUUCUCCAUAUUUUCCUCUCUCUCUCUCUCUGUCUCCAAAUCUCCCUGUAUUGUUGUUGCAUUGAUCAUUCAAUUCAAUUGAAUUCAAAACCCAAUACGCCAAAAUCAUGCCAAAAUCCAUCAGUUUUCGAUCCCUAUUCAACAGGAAGAAGAAACGCAACGUCUCUCUCUCCACCACCCCUUCCCUGGAUCCAUCUCCGGCCAUCUCUCGCUCUUCUUCCCGCAACUCUGGCGCCCACAUCGAGGAAGAACUCAAGCAAGUCUUCAACAAAUUCGACGUCAAUGGUGACGGCAAGAUCUCCUCCUCCGAGCUCGGAUCCAUCCUCUCCAGCCUCGGCUACUCCGCCACCGAUGACGAACUCCAGACCAUGAUCCGAGAGGUCGAUUCUGAUGGCGAUGGAGUCAUAGAUUUGGACGAGUUCAUCGAGCUCAACACCAAGGAUAUCGAUUCCAAUGAGGUUUUGGAGAAUCUGAAAGAGGCGUUUUCUGUGUUUGAUAUUGAUAAAAAUGGUUCCAUCUCUGCUGAUGAGCUUCAGAAUGUGCUGAGUAGCAUCGGCGAGGAUUGUUCGAUUGCGGAAUGUAAGAAGAUGAUCGCUGGCGUCGAUUGUGAUGGGGAUGGGAUGAUCAAUUUUGAGGAAUUCAAGGUCAUGAUGAGCAAGGGAUUGCGAUUUGAUGCAACAAAACCGGAAUGACGACAACAACGACAACACACGGAUUAGGAGUUCAUGGUUUCAUUGAUUACCUAACUUUUUUUUUUAUUUUUUUUUUCAUAUAUAAUUUUUUUUGAAAGGUGAAUUUUCUCUGCCUUUCUUUUUCCUUUUCUUUUUUCAUUUUCUUGUUGAUGGGUUUCUCGGGAAACAAAAGCGGGAAUGCACGGAUUUUGGAAAAUUGUGAAUAUAUGAAUGUCUCUCCAUUUUGUUUCUUUAUGAAAUCCAAUAGAGUUUCUAUUUAGGCUGAGUUUUUCUUCCGUCCGUGGUCGAAUUAGACGGUACUGUUAGAUUCGUAAGAUAUAUUAUGAGUUUUGUUUUAAUAAUCUGGGCUGUUCAAUAUGUAAAACUUAUUAUAUAUUUAUCAAAAGUAACUUUGAUCGGA